Penicillium waksmanii is the source of this 270-nucleotide messenger RNA. RefSeq lists its product as uncharacterized. The record is from RefSeq and is a predicted model, not a curated record. Bases 1 to 270 code for a protein of 89 amino acids. NCBI's taxonomy places the organism in Eukaryota, Fungi, Ascomycota, Eurotiomycetes, Eurotiales, Aspergillaceae. The transcript has 2 exons.
AUGACUCAACCACCAGGUAUUGCUGACAUAUGCAACACCACUCUUUGGUCAACUGUAUCUGACUUUAAUAUUGAAGAUAGAUCGACCUUGACCGGCAAGGACCAAGCACCCGGCGAUGAACCCCAAUAUCAACAGCGUGAAGCGCAGAAAUACCGUCGUGCUAUACAAAACUGCAGCGAGGAGGAGCUCCAAGAGCUAUUGAUGUCCAUCCGAAGCGUGAGUAGCCUGGCUGAGGCCAGACAACAAGCUUUGGAUCUCAAAUAUUGUUGA